Ctenopharyngodon idella (grass carp) is the source of this 1262-nucleotide messenger RNA. It is a transcript of the gene isca1, whose product is annotated as iron-sulfur cluster assembly 1. Gene Ontology annotation, cellular component: cytoplasm; mitochondrion. Gene Ontology annotation, biological process: iron-sulfur cluster assembly. The transcript is spliced from 4 exons. The record is from RefSeq and is a predicted model, not a curated record. Gene Ontology annotation, molecular function: 2 iron, 2 sulfur cluster binding. NCBI's taxonomy places the organism in Eukaryota, Metazoa, Chordata, Actinopteri, Cypriniformes, Xenocyprididae. The coding region runs from base 85 to 474 and encodes 129 amino acids.
AUCCUGUGCGUUCGUUGAGGCGGGCGUUCCUUGCAUUACCUCUGGUGUUUACAUCCAAACACGAAGUGCUUAGGUAACUUCAACAUGUCAGCCUCCAUAGCACGGGCGACAGUAAGGGCGGUUAGCAGACGGAAAAUACUGCCAACAAGAGCCGCUUUAACGCUGACGCCUUCAGCUGUGAAUAAAGUCAAACAGCUUUUACAGAAUAAGCCAGAAUUUAUUGGCCUGAAGGUUGGUGUUCGAACCAGAGGUUGCAAUGGCCUCACGUAUACUCUUGACUAUACUAAAGAGAAAGACAAAUCAGAUGAGGAGGUGCUGCAAGAUGGCGUGAGAGUGUUCAUCGAGAAGAAGGCUCAGCUGACGCUGCUCGGCACAGAGAUGGAUUUUGUCGAAUCAAAACUUUCCAGCGAAUUUGUGUUCAACAAUCCCAACAUCAAAGGGACGUGUGGUUGUGGGGAAAGCUUCAACAUAUGAACCUCGCCACUUCUAGAGCUCGACCCUUCCAGGUCAUCCCAUCCAAAUCCUAGAUUCAAAGAUCCAUCUUGAAGAUUUGUGGGUAAAGAGCUGGAGAAAGACACUGAUGCUUAGUGGCCUGUUUGUGCAUCAUUUCCUGUGCUGCCACCAGUCACCUCAACACAAACCCAUGUUUCAGAGAACACUGUUAGAGGUUCAUUAACUUGAAUGCAAUGUUUCUGUUCAUUUCACUAUUGCUUGUACACACUUUAUUGAGCAGUUUAAUAUGUAUUUAACAUGUGCCUGUAUGUCAUGCAGCUCAGGAGAGUUAGAACUGCACUCCAUUACAUUGCUUUGAUCUCUUUUAAGAAAUUUUGUGUGCCGUUCAGUCACGCUGACGUGUUCAUAUUUGCUAAUCCAGUUAUUGUGUUGUGCUGAGGCUUAUCCUGAUGAGCCGAACCUGCUGAAUGUCCUAACAUGUCUCCUCAUCCUCACAGCUCUGGUCUAAACGUACCACACAAGACAUUUGCAGUUGCUUCCUCAUGGUUAUUUUGAUGGUGGACCAGCAGUAUACAUCUGUAACAAUCUACAUAAUAUUAAAAGAUUCAUCUGCCUUUUAAUAUAAUCUUUGCACUUUCAGCAUAUAAUGUGAUCAUGUGCAGCACAGGAACUGAUGCCGUUUAGAGUUUUAAAAUGCAAUUGUUUGACUUGAACUUGUUUUCUGAUGAAGUAUUAGUGUAAUAUGUACAUAACUAAUGUAAAUCCCUUCGACUGUCAUUUAACGCACAAAUAAACUUAAGUUUUACUUC